CCGGAAUGUUUUUGAAGAAGAAGAGAAAGACAUUUCCUGUUCAACAUUUCAAAUAACGACUAAACUAAUUGGUUCUAUGUAUAUGCACUAGCAAAUCUUUCUUUUAAAGUACCCAAUCCCAUCAGUAUUUUGUCUCUGAUUGCCCAUCAUGAUGCGUUACUGGGGCGAGAUUCCUGGGCCUGCAGGGCCUCCUGCUAGUCGUGGAUCCUUUGAUUUGCUCCAGCGUGAGUUUCGAUCGGUGGAGAUGCAGGAUCCACCUUUACAUCAGCCGUCGGCCCAGCGUCCGCGCCCCACCACUAUGCUGGAUAUCCCGUCGGAGCCUUGCAGUCUCACUAUUCACACGGUCCAGCUUUGUCAGCACGUCCGCCGCCUCCGUGGUCUUCUAGCAGCAGCUCAGGGGCAGGGUCCGACAUCUUCAGAGGUUAGUGUAAAGCUGGAGGAGGUGGACACAAACCUGCCACUGCGCCCUCCGACCCCACCUCCCAUACCCGAUGACUUGCUACCACUUGACUGCAAAGAUCCUCGGCAACCCUUUCAGCUCCGCCACAGCGAUCCUGAAAGUGACUUCUAUAAGGGUAGAGGGGAGCCAGUCACAGAGCUGAGUUGGCCCUCCUGCAGACAACUCCUCUAUCAGUCUGUAGCCACCAUCUUGGCCCAUGCAGGCUUUGAGACAGCCCAGGAGAGCGUGCUAGAAACUUUGACCGACUUGGUGCAUGAGCACUACCUACGUCUUACCCGCCUCCUGCGGGUAGCUGUGGACAGGGAGGCCCGACUGGGGGCCAGUCCCUUUCCUGAUGUGAUAGAGCAGGUGUUCCAUGAAGUGGGCAUUGGUAGUGUGCUCGCCCUGCAGCGGUUUUGGCAAGUGCGCAUCAAGGAUUAUCACAGCUACAUGUUACAGGUCAGUAAUGAUCUGUCAGAAGAAUACGAAAGGUUGGUGAAUCCUGAAAAGGCUCUUGAGGAUUCAAAGCCCCCCAGGAUCAAGGAGGAGCCCAUGAGUGACAUUUCCUUCCCUGUUAGUGAGGAGCCAGAGGCCGACCUAGCGUCUGGGGACCAAGCCUUACCCAUGGGGGUUCUCGGGGCUCAUGGUGAGAGGCUGUCUACAGGCCUGGAUGCCGACCAUUCUCCUCACACAUCAAGUGGUGGCAUUGCCACCAACUCACCUUUGUGGCCACAAGUAAAAAUGGAACCACACGAUAAUGAUGAAGUCCAAGGUGCCGCGCAUCAUUCAAAUCCACAUCACCAUCACCACUUAGGCGGGGAUGUGUUUGAGGAAGGGGGCCCAAUGUCGACCAUAAGCGAGUCGGGAGGCGCCAUGGCACCCUCUCCUGCUGGUGCCGCAUCAGAUGGAAGUUACGCCUCACAUUCGCCAGACUCCCUGAUGAGCACGUCACCAGUCUUCAACCAAAGACCCAGGAAGCGAGCGAAAAAGAUGUGAGGAUGUCUUAUGUAAAGCAAAUUCCAAAAAUGUUAGGACACUACUCAAAUUGUGAAUAAAAACUAAAUGCAAAAUAUGUGGAAUUGCCAAAUUUAAAUACUUUAUUCAAAACAGAGUUAAGCAUAUCCACCUCAUUCAAUUCCACGUUUAUUCACAAUUUGCAAUUACUGUAUAGUGUCCCAAAUUUUUGGAAUUCGGUUUGUAUGAUGGACAGUAGAACAAAAUAUUCACAGACUAUUUUUGUUUUGAAUAUUUUAUGAACGAUUUGUAAAGUAAAUGCACAUUGAUUCAUACAUCUGUUUUUUGUUAUUUUUUCCCCUGCAUUUUGUCAUCAAUUCGGUGCAAUUAAGCUCCAGCCAAUCCCAUCUGAUUUUGGGGAGAUAUAGGAUAGAUCUUGGAUUAAUUGCCAUUCAAUUGUAGGGCAAUAUCUAAUGUUGCUAUAUUUUUUUUUUGUCAACGUUUUACACAACUACUAUUGAGGUAUUUAGCUAUUAAGGUAUUACCAAUAUUGUAUUUGUAGUUUACAUGCAAUAUGGGAGAGAACAUUGGCAAUUAAAGCUUCUGUGACAGCAUAAAAAAAAUCUUAAAUAGCAUUAUUAUGUGAAUUAGAAUCAUUUUGACGACAUGACGAGAAAUUAGUCUUUUAAUCUGCCAUUUAGCCCCGCCUGUCAUUAUAGCGCUCUAGCGUACCCGGCUGGAUGAUGACGUUGGCAGGGUCACGAUUUCAUCUGAUUUAGAAUUCAGCCCAUUGUGGGGGAAGAUUCAGAACGACGAAAAUACAACAGAGAGCAGAAAAAUGUUAUGAUUGUUUCAAUAUCUCUACUCCAAUAUUUUUACAGGAUAUUCUUUUUAAGUAUUUUUCCCCAAUUUCUAAAUAAAUGGUAUGGUCGUGACAAAUAACCGUCUUGUGCUAAAUGGAAUAUGAAAUAUUAAAAUUGUAUUUAUUCAGUACGACAGGGCUAAAUUAAUGCAUAAUGGUCAAAACUACCGACUUCUUCCUCUUCCGAACGAUGUUUUAUGCCACCGGCGUUUUGUCCGGCUUUUGUAAUUUCCCUGCCCCGGCUUCGGCGAAGGAGGAAAGAGCCUAAACAAAACAGGAGGCGUGACAGCUAGCCGACAUGCUAACCCGAACCGAGCAGCUUUUCCAAGUGUUAUUCUCGACUCUUGAAAACGAAAAAUCACACAAAACUACCCCGACUCAUGUCUCACACGGCGGUGGGGUUGAUUGUCUUCACCGAUCGGCCAGUCUCCGGCGGCGAGCAGGUUUCGGCUCGUCGUUCUGCUGCGGCCACGGCAGGCUGGCACUGCUCGUCGCCUGGAAUGAACGGCGAAAAUAGCCCAUUCUCGGUGGACAAACCGGCCGACGUCGGAGCUGGCGGCUGCUCGUGGUCAAGCCAAGUAUAGUGGUCUACUGGCGUCCACGUAGAGGACCGAGGGGGUGGAAGUGAUCAUGGUGUAUGACAAGCCGCUGGUCGUCGGCCGAGUGGCCUUCUCGGGGGACAAGGAGCAUUGUCACCCACAAAAUGCAAGCCAUAUUAAAACGUGUGCUAUGAUCCCAGUAUUUGACACAAUACAAAACACGUAGUUUUCUCACUUCCUCUUCGGUCUAAUGGUCCCACAGUUCUCGGACUUGUUUUGGCCAUUCUCCGCGGUGAACGGGAACUUUUUGAAACCCCAAAAGGGCUACAUGCCCCUCCCUGGUGCUGCAACAAAAGCCUGCAGCACAUUGGGCUGGCGUGAUGUGAAAAAUAAACGAAUUAAUCUGUAAAAUUAGCUGAAUCCGCAGUCCAUCUGCAUGCUAAAUAGCAAUGGAUAACAAUGUAUUGUCAGAUGGUGACCCGGCUGACGUCAAAUCCACUUUCUUCCUCAAGCCAGAAAGUCACUAAUUGUCAUGGCGCGGGAUUAAAAAGAUUUGAAUAAAUAGAUUGAUUGCUUCCACACACACCCAAGCGGUCCAUUUCAUUCAGGGGCAUAAAGAACCGCGUGGAACAUGAAAUAUACAUGCUUUUUGCUGUUGUAGGCACUUUAAGUGUUAAUGCAUUUGUAGUGAAGUCAUUGUUAAACAUUUUAAAAAUUAUGAAA
Corythoichthys intestinalis (scribbled pipefish) is the source of this 3517-nucleotide messenger RNA. RefSeq names its product SPT7 like, STAGA complex subunit gamma (gene supt7l). The record is from RefSeq and is a predicted model, not a curated record. Bases 149 to 1435 code for a protein of 428 amino acids. Gene Ontology annotation, molecular function: protein heterodimerization activity; transcription coactivator activity. The transcript has 5 exons. Gene Ontology annotation, cellular component: SAGA complex. Lineage: Eukaryota; Metazoa; Chordata; Actinopteri; Syngnathiformes; Syngnathidae.